This is a messenger RNA of Triplophysa rosa, 1676 nucleotides long. RefSeq names its product vacuolar protein sorting 72 homolog a (gene vps72a). Gene Ontology annotation, biological process: chromatin remodeling; regulation of DNA-templated transcription. The record is from RefSeq and is a predicted model, not a curated record. Bases 274 to 1470 code for a protein of 398 amino acids. The transcript has 5 exons. Gene Ontology annotation, molecular function: ATP-dependent H2AZ histone chaperone activity. Gene Ontology annotation, cellular component: nucleus. Lineage: Eukaryota; Metazoa; Chordata; Actinopteri; Cypriniformes; Nemacheilidae.
UCCUCACACCGGAAGUUAGAUUUAUGUGCUUUUGUUGUCUUGUGUUCAGCUCGCAGCGUUACGUCUUUAACAUUAUCUUCGUUUAUAAGCAUGUAUUUUCAGAGAUGUUAUAUAAUAUAAUAAUUUCCUGACUCGAUAAAGAAAUACUGCUGUGGACAUUUAUGAAUCUGCGGUCGUUUCAUGCUCAUCCGCAGGGAAUAAUCACGAAGAAGGCUUAAAAUAGAAAUAAAAGAUUAAAUGACAUUGAAUCAACAGAGUUAAACAAGAGUAAAGAUGAGUUUGGCGAACAGCAGAGAUCAGCGCAGCACUGCGGGAAGCCGCAUGUCUAAACUCCUGGACGCCGAAGAAGAAGAUGAGUUCUACAAAACCACAUACGGAGGAUUCAAUGAUGAGUCUGGAGAUGAUGAAUACAGAGGUGAUCAUUCAGACACUGAAGAUGAGGUGGACAGUGAUUUUGACAUUGAUGAAGGAGAUGAACCAGACAGUGAUCAGGAGGCCGACGCUCCACGCAGAAAGAGCCGCGUCGUCACUAAAGCUUACAAGGAGCCUCUGAAGGUCUCCAAACCCAAAGUGAAGCGUGUGUCUGAAGAAGUGAAGGCUGAACGACCCAAACCUGAGAGACGCCCCAUUCAUGAGCUGCAGGAUUUUGAAGAGAUCCGUAAGUCGGUGCGUAAGUCCACGAGCGAGCACACGCGGAAGACAAACCAGCGUCUGCAGGAGCGUCAGCAGGAGGCCCCGAGGAAGAGAAAAGGAACCCUGAACGAACACGUGCUGACACAAGACGAGCUGCUGGCCGAAGCCAAACUCACUGCAGAGAUAAACGUGCGAUCACUGGAGAAUUAUGAGCGCUUGGAGGCUGAUAAAAAGAAGCAUGUUCAUAAAAAGAGAAAAUUCGAAGGGCCAACGAUCCGCUAUCACUCAGUGCUGAUGCCUCUUCUGCCGGACACACUGACCAAAGAGGAAAAUGUGGAUGUGGAAGGGUCAAUACACACAUACUUUAAUACAUAUAAUAUUUGUUUUUCAUCUCCAAAGCCAAACAUUGAGACUCUCUGUGUUUUAUUUAAUAGAUUGGAUCAGGACACACCCCAACCCACGCCUACCUCCUCCUCAUCUGUGCAGGGGGCGGGGUCUCUGUGCUCCCGCACAUACAUCACUUUCAGCGACGAUGAUGCGUUUAACUCCGCCUUCCCCGCGUCAGCUCGCGUCACCCCGUCCCAUCCCGUUCAGGAGGUAUGUCCUGUUACCCAUAAGCCGGCGCUGUAUCGGGACCCUGUGACAGACAUCCCGUACGCGAAUGCUCGAGCGUUCCGCAUCAUACGAGAGGCUUACCAGAAAUACAUCACGGCUCACGGCUUCCCCAACGCUUCUGGAAACUUCAGUGGAAACAACGACACUGAUUCGCCGGCAGCGAGCGCCGCCAAGAGCGCCCGCCCCAAACUCACCAUCAAACAGGGUGUGAUCGCCACCUAGACACAAUCACACUUCACAAGUCCUCAGGUCUCAGAUUGUAACUGUGCUUAACAGACGUUAGUUUGACAUGUGCUGACGGAGCUCAGAGAUGUGUUCCUUUGGUUUAUUAGUUUCUGAGGACUCCUCCUUUGUGAGUUCCUACCGGUUUGUUUUACUCUGGUUUAUAACGUUUCCAGUCAAAAAUGGCAAUAAACUCAUGUUUUAUA